AUGGCUGUUAUUGCUCAGAGACAAGGCGACCAUCGGCCAGCUCUCCACUUCACGCCGAGGACAGGGUUCAUGAACGAUCCUAAUGGGCUGGUGUAUACCAAAGGAGUUUGGCAUUUAUAUUACCAACUGGACGACCAACAACUUGUGGCCGGCCGUCCAGAAUGGGGCCAUGCCACGUCGACAGAUCUCUUGCACUGGAAGCGGCAUGAGAAAGCCAUCAAAGCGCCAUCGGAGCAUGAGUCAAUAUGGUCCGGAUGCUGUGUGCUUGAUUGUAACAACACGUCGGGUCAAUUCGACGAGUCAACUGGCCCAGAUGACCGUAUUGUUGCCAUAUUUACACUCCACACCCAAGGGCACCAAACGCAAAAUGUAGCAUUCAGCUCCGAUGGAGGAUAUACAUUCACUGGGCACAAACAUAACCCAGUACUUGAUAUAGGCUGGGCAGAUUUCCGCGAUCCAAAGGUGUUAUGGCAUGCUCCUUCAAACCAGUGGGUGAUGGUUGUUGCAAAGUGUCAUCAAUUCAAGAUUGGCUUCUACAGCAGCCCGGAUCUCAUACAUUGGCAUCAUUUGUCCGACUUUGAAGGCUCCGGUGUCCGCGGGUACCAGUAUGAGAUGCCCAACUUGGUGCAGGUGCCAUUUGAUGACGACAAUCAACGUAAGAAAUGGGUACUUUUCUUGAGUGUUGGCCCUGGUGCACCAUUGGGAGGAAGCUUUACCCAGUAUUUUCUUGGUGAAUUUGACGGCACCAUCUUUACUAGCGAUGACCACUAUUUGCGGACGGCAGAUUUGGGCAAAGAUUGGUAUGCAGCACAGACGUGGUUCAAUUCUCCAGACGGUCAGGCAUAUGGUAUUGGAUGGGCAAGCAACUGGCAGUACUGCAAUCGCGUCCCUGCUGAGCGUUAUCGGUCAGCUAUGUCACUUCCUCGCAAGUUCUCUAUUCGCGAGGUUCCUUUGAACGAAGCCACAAAGUCUUUGUCGCUCAUAUCGCGGCCUGUAGACCUCAAUAUCGUUCGAAUGGCUAGCGAUGAUAUGCCGAUAGCUUUUACCCACGGUUCGGCAAAUGUCAAACCUUCCACAGAAGUCAUAUACCAGAGGCAUAUGCGGGGCUCCGGUUCGUUUGAGUUCAAACUCAAGAUCAAGUCUGGAACGUCCUCUGCAGGGGUGCUUGUGGACAUUGCAAACCCCAGCGGCCACUCGGUCCGGCUUGAUUUCGUAGUCGAGAGGGAAGGAAUGUUCAUUUCUAUGGAUCGAGGGGGAAUCCGUACCGGCUCUUCAUGGCACCAUCCUCUGUUUGAUGACAAGGUCUGUAUGUGGGUUCCAAACACUCAAAGCAUUUACGACGUCCACGUCAUAGUAGAUGCCUACGUGUGCGAGCUGUUUGCCAUGGACGGUGCUUAUGCAUUCACCAAUACUUUCUUCUUGCAAGACGGCGUCGCAUCGAUUUUAAGUGUGUCACAAGACACCGCUGGUACAGAGGUAUUUGAUGUUCAUGAACUCUGUCCGCUGCAGAGAGACCGCUAG
Exophiala bonariae is the source of this 1521-nucleotide messenger RNA. RefSeq lists its product as uncharacterized. The record is from RefSeq and is a predicted model, not a curated record. Gene Ontology annotation, biological process: sucrose catabolic process. Gene Ontology annotation, molecular function: sucrose alpha-glucosidase activity. Gene Ontology annotation, cellular component: cytoplasm; fungal-type vacuole. Lineage: Eukaryota; Fungi; Ascomycota; Eurotiomycetes; Chaetothyriales; Herpotrichiellaceae. The coding region runs from base 1 to 1521 and encodes 506 amino acids. The transcript has a single exon.